AUUGACAGUGUCAAUAAACAUCAUUGUGUUACCGGACACGUAUUGAAUUCAUUAUGUUGACAUACAUGAAUAUGAGCUAUUGAGGAUACGCCACGUCAUAUUAUUAAUUGUCGUGAUGUUUAUCUCUACCGCGUUCUUUCGCGAAUUGAGCGUAGAACAGUGCGGAUCUAGAAUGAACCACUAUUAUGGGCAGCAAGAUCUUGCCAUGCUUCGUGUCCGGAACUGUCAUCAAGGGUUUCGGCAGAGGUUCGAAGGCGCUUGGCAUUCCGACAGCUAAUCUCCCAGAAUCCGUGAUCGAUGCUUUGCCGAAGGAUCUAAGUACUGGAAUUUAUUAUGGUUGGGCAUCCUUGCAUGGAAAAGUUUAUAAAAUGGUCGUAAGCAUAGGAUGGAAUCCGUAUUACAAGAAUGAAAAAAAGUCAAUGGAAGUUCACCUAUUACACAAAUUCCAAAGAGAUUUAUACGGUGAGGAGCUCAAGAUUAUAAUUGGCGGAUAUAUAAGACCAGAAAAAGAUUUCUCUUCUUUAGACGAACUCAUCACAGAGAUAAAGAAUGAUAUUGCAAUCGCAGAGCGUCAAUUGGAAGAACCAGUUGUAAAUAAGCUGAAAAAUGACGACUUUUUAAUGAUUAAUAAAGCAUAUCCAUAAUAAGAAAAAUGUAAACCUUUAUCUGAUAAAGAAAAUAUUUUUGUUACUUCUAGAGUUGCAUAUUUAAUAACCCUCCGCUGGCAAAAUGGAAUUUUAUCUUUCAUCAGCAUUCUGGAUCCCUGAAUUUUUGUAUUGAUGUAAAUUUUUAUAUUGUUCCGGACUGUAUACAAAUCUGAAAAAAUGCUAGUACUUGUCAAAGCUUAACAAAGUCCUCUUGCUCCGUUUGACUACGGCCUGGUUUAAUAAAACAUUUCUUGCGAGGAUGAUAAAACUAUUAAGCAAGUUGAGGCAACUUGUCAUGAAUUCUUCGCGUUUAAA
Molecule: messenger RNA, 962 nt
Organism: Trachymyrmex cornetzi
Lineage: Eukaryota; Metazoa; Arthropoda; Insecta; Hymenoptera; Formicidae
Gene: Rfk
Product: Riboflavin kinase
Exons: 4
Coding region: 186-644 (152 amino acids)
Biological process (GO): riboflavin biosynthetic process; FMN biosynthetic process
Cellular component (GO): mitochondrion
Molecular function (GO): riboflavin kinase activity
Source: RefSeq, a predicted model, not a curated record